Salvelinus namaycush (lake trout) is the source of this 3554-nucleotide messenger RNA. It is a transcript of the gene meis2a, whose product is annotated as Meis homeobox 2a. The transcript has 12 exons. Gene Ontology annotation, biological process: eye development; brain development; positive regulation of transcription by RNA polymerase II. Gene Ontology annotation, molecular function: DNA-binding transcription activator activity, RNA polymerase II-specific; RNA polymerase II cis-regulatory region sequence-specific DNA binding. Lineage: Eukaryota; Metazoa; Chordata; Actinopteri; Salmoniformes; Salmonidae. The coding region runs from base 641 to 2029 and encodes 462 amino acids. The record is from RefSeq and is a predicted model, not a curated record.
CUUCCGGGUUCCGUCAUUUCAUUCUCCCGCCGAUCAGCGCAGCAAACUGACUCUGUUCUAUAAGCAAGCUAGCAGCCAACCUGCCAACACUCGCUGACACUCACUCAUCUCAGACCGCGAGAUAGACGAAAUACCUACGGGGGAAAGGAAAGAUCUGAAUUGCAAUCUCUUAAUUUCUAUUGCUUUUUCUUUUUACAGUAAUAAUAAAACAAGAUAGCAAUCCGGAGGCAUAAAGAGGACGCGGACUUGCUGGAUGAAAACGGGCUGAAAAGAUUCAUCCUCUCUUGAACAUCAUCACCAACCAUCAUUCAUUCAUUACCUUGACAACCCCUGGCUUUGAUUGACAGCUGGAGUGGCAAAAAGCCACGAGACACGACAGUUUAGUUACAUGCAGGUUGUUGAUGGGCCGAUUGUAACCUUCAGUUUGGUGUUUGACAUUUUUUUUUAUUUUUGGGGGAAAGAGGAAAACAAGAAAAAUUGCAAAACUCCUCCUGAUGCUUCUGCUUGCACUCUACCACAUUGGAGAAUAGGAGAAUUCGCAAAGUUGGUUGAAAAAGGAAUCUUACCAGUAAAUCACUUUCUAACCUGACUGGGAUAUUAAAUAUACGACACAUCCAGGAGUUUAUUGGAGCGCAGCCUGAUGGCGCAAAGGUACGAUGAGCUGGCCCAUUAUGGUGGGAUGGACGGAGUCGGGGUCCCGGCGUCUAUGUACGGAGACCCGCAUGCUCCACGGCCGCUACCCCAAGUCCAUCACUUGAACCAUGGACCACCGCUCCAUGGCCAGCACUACGGUGCUCAUGCACCCCAUCCCAGCGUUAUGCCCAACAGCAUGGGCUCCGCUGUCAACGAUGUUUUAAAGAGGGAUAAAGAUCAAAUCUAUGGUCACCCAUUAUUCCCACUGCUCGCGCUGGUUUUUGAGAAGUGCGAACUGGCGACGUGCACUCCGAGGGAGCCUGGGGUAGCAGGCGGCGAUGUCUGCUCCUCCGACUCCUUCAAUGAGGACAUCGCAGUCUUUGCCAAACAGGUCCGAGCAGAAAAACCUUUAUUUUCAUCAAAUCCAGAGUUGGACAAUUUGAUGAUACAAGCCAUACAAGUAUUACGAUUUCACCUUUUGGAAUUAGAAAAGGUGCACGAGCUCUGCGACAAUUUUUGCCACCGGUACAUCAGUUGUUUGAAAGGAAAAAUGCCAAUAGAUCUAGUUAUUGACGAGCGGGAUGGAAGCUCGAAGUCAGACCACGAAGAGCUCUCAGGAUCUUCGACCAACCUAGCCGAUCACAACCCAGCUUCCUGGAGAGACCACGAUGACGCCACCUCCACACACUCGGCCGGCACGCCAGGGCCCUCCAGCGGGGGCCACGCUUCACAGAGCGGCGACAACAGCAGCGAACUAGGAGAUGGUUUAGAGAACAGCGUGGCGUCUCCUGGCACAGGUGAUGAUGAUGACCCGGAUAAGGAGAAGAAGAGGCAGAAGAAGCGCGGCAUCUUCCCCAAGGUGGCCACCAACAUCAUGAGGGCGUGGCUGUUCCAGCAUCUCACGCACCCGUACCCUUCUGAAGAACAGAAAAAGCAGCUAGCCCAAGACACAGGCCUGACCAUCUUACAAGUAAACAACUGGUUCAUUAACGCCAGGAGAAGAAUAGUACAGCCCAUGAUUGACCAGUCAAAUCGAGCAGGUUUUCUUCUUGAUCCUUCAGUGAGUCAAGGAGCAGCGUACAGUCCGGAGGGCCAGCCCAUGGGCAGCUUCGUGCUGGAUGGCCAACAGCACAUGGGGAUCCGGCCAGCUGGUCUGCAAGGCAUGCCAGGGGAGUACGUACCUCAGACUGGCCCUAUGGGCAUGAGCAUGGCCCCACCAAGUUACAACCCUACUCAUCAGAUGACCCCUCACCCCUCCCAGCUUCGACAUGGACACCCCCUCCAUCCCUACCUGCCCGGCCCCCACCACCCUCAUCACCCCGCCAUGCUGAUGCACGGAGGACCCCCCUCUCACCCAGGAAUCACCAUGUCUGCAGAGAGUCCCCCCCCCUGCUGACCCCCAUUGACCCCAGCGCUGGAGGACAAGGCUUGGACAUCCAUGCCCAAUAGUAUAAGCAAACUUUACUACCACAACAUCAACAACAACAGUAGCUUCUAAGAGAAGAAAACAAACAUCAACAACCCUAAAACAAAGAUAUCUUCAGACAAUUUUUCUGAAUAAAGCAGAACCCUUUUGACCAUUAUUAGACAGUAAAAACAGAAUUCCAGAUGAGCUGUGAUGAUUCUUCUUCUUUUCUUUUUUUAAACUUUUCAAUCUUGUUACUUUCAUCCAAAUGGAGGACCAAGCUGACAAGAACACUUUGUAAAGUCUUGGGCUUUUGUUAAAGAUCAACAGAAGAUGUUUUGAGGACAGACACGUACGUGCGCAAACACGGACACACGCACACACUUAAGACACACGCAUUCGCACACACACAGUGCACACUCUCUCCAGUGACACGUUCAACUCAUUUUUCUAAACGGAAUCACUCUGGAAGAUUGAGAGAAAAAAGAAAAAGACAAAAAGACUCCAAGAGUUAUAACUACUGUAGUAUAAAAAGUAUAGCAACUAAGUUAAAAUGUUUGCAUUUUUUGUUGAUCACUCAAUUUCCUGAGCUAGUUCUAGAAUAAAAGGUGAACCCUUUCUCUCACACUGUGUGUGCUCCUUCCUGGAGGAGAAACUGUCUCGGCGGCGCAGCAGCCCUAUUAAAAAGAAAAGAUGGAACAUCUCAACAACGGACGCCCACUUGCUCCCAACCACAGCGACAGGCAGAAUAGGCCCUGUCCCCCAUAAAGAACAGGGCAUGAUGGGAAAAGGUUGCUAAAUGACACCUGAUCUCUCCAGAAGAUUCAGUUUGAACAUGUUUAAUGCCCCUCUUUUUUUGGUUCAUGAAUGAAUGUUACCCUGUAGGUAUAUACAAAAAAAGUUCUUAGUUUGAAUUGCCCAAGCACUGGAUUGUGUUGGUUUUAUACAUUUUUAUUUGACUAUUAUUUUAUGUUUUUGUAUCCUGGACUCUCAUUGACAGAGCCUAUUGAAGGAAACGUAAUAGUGGAAAAGCAGCAUCCUACUCUGCUUCUUUGCCUCUGGAUCAACAUACUUGCCAUAUGGACAAUACUGACACAAUGGUGAAUUCUUUGGCACUGGGAGAAGCAAUUGAUGGUAGAUGCACCCAAAAACCUAAAACUUCAAAAAAGAAGAAAAAAAAGAACUUAAAUUAUGAACUCAAAGCUUUGGGAAAAAGCUAAGAGAAUAUUGUAACAAACUUCGUACAGAGUUCAGUCUAUUAAUUGUUUCAUGUUAGAUAUUCUAUGUGUUUACCUCAAUUGAAAAAGAAUGUUUUUGCUAGUUUCAGAUCUGCUGUGGCAUUGAUAUUGUAUGUCCAUGAAUUCCUUCCUUUUUCAGCACGUGUUCCUCACUAGAUGAUAAAAUGCCGUCUCCCUUAAGCUUUGUCAAAAAUACCUUAAAUACUUGUAUGAGGACUGUGACGUAAUGUUUAAAAGGUGUUCAGUCACAAAUGCUGUAAUAAAUAUUUCAUUUUUGA